AUGAGCACAGGGAAGCCCAGUGGGCUUAAGCCGCCCAGCAAGAUUGGCAGGCCGGCGGGGGUGCCAACCAAGACCUCUCCUACCUCCGCUGGCCCAAAGCCUGCAACAUCCCCCAACGCUGGCACCUCUGUUGCUCAAGAGCUAGUGACAGACUUCCACGUGGGCGAGAGGGUGUGGGUCAAUGGAAACAAGCCAGGGUAUGUGCAAUUUCUAGGAGGCACGCAGUUUGCACCAGGCCAGUGGGCCGGGAUUGUUCUGGAUGAACCGAUUGGCAAGAACGAUGGCUCUGUUGCCGGCGUGCGGUACUUCCAGUGCGAAGACCUGCGAGGAAUUUUCACCCGGCCCUCCAAACUUUCCCGGACCCCCGUCGCGGAACAGGAGGCCAACGGAGCGCAGGCAGCUCCUGUCUCGUCGGCUGCCGGCUCCACUGCCCCCACAGGUCAGAACUGCCCUAAUGUCACUGCCCCUAGUGUCGCUGCCCCUACCGCCACUGCCAACAAUGCUGCCGACGCUUCCACUGCCGCCAAGGCGCCUACAAACCUGACCGCGGUAGCCAGCGAGUCGGUCUCCAACCUGUCGGAGACCGACUCAGCCAAGAAGGGAAAACGAGAACUGAAGCUCGGAGACCGUGUGCUGGUUGGUGGGACCAAGGCAGGCGUCGUCCGUUUUCUUGGUGAGACGGAUUUCGCCAAAGGAGAAUGGUGCGGAGUGGAGCUGGACGAGCCGCUCGGCAAAAACGAUGGGGCUGUGGCUGGAACGAGGUAUUUCCAGUGUCUGCCCAAGUAUGGCCUGUUUGCCCCGACGCACAAGGUCACACGCAUUGGAUUCCCGUCCACGACUCCGGCAAAGUCCAAAAGCUCCAGGCGUAAGUCGACCAUGAAGCACAGUCCCAGUGCGUCCUCCAUCAGUUCACUGAGCUCGGUGACCUCCUCUGUGGGCGGAAAACCCAGUCGAGCUGGGCUGCUCACGGAAACGUCUUCUCGAUACGCCAGGAAGAUUUCAGGCACCACUGCGCUGCAGGAGGCUCUGAAGGAGAAACAGCAGCACAUAGAGCAGUUGCUGGCGGAGCGAGACCUGGAGAGGACGGAGGUCGCCAAGGUGACAAGCCAGGCAGGAGAGGUGCAGCAAGAGCUGGCCCUGCUUAGACAAGGCCAAGAGCAGUAUGCCCUUGAGAUGGAAGCCAAGUUGGACCAGUUGCGUAGACUGGUGGAGACUGCAGACAGAGAUAAGGUGGAGCUGAUGAACCAGCUGGAGGAGGAGAAGAGGAAAGUAGAGGACCUUCAGUUCCGAGUUGAAGAAGCUUACAUUGCCAAAGGUGACUUAGAGACGCAGACCAAACUGGAGCAUGCUCACAUUAAGGAACUUGAACAGAGCCUUCUCUUUGAAAAGACCAAAGCUGACAAACUCCAGAGGGAGUUAGAAGACACUAGGGUGGCCACAGUGUCAGAGAGAUCCCGGAUCAUGGAGUUGGAGAGGGAGGUGGCUGGGCUGCAGUCGCAGCUCAAGUCCUGUAAGAAGACGGAGGGACCUGAAUCUACCUCACCUCCUCUACAUGAGAACAAGAUCAGAGAACUCAGCACGGAGCUGGAGGCCAGACAGAAGGAACUUUUUGCCCUGCAGCAGAAGCUAAACUCUUUUGAAUUGGAGAAAUCUACUCUUCAGCAGCAACUGGAGAGCUUGAUGGAGAAGACCGCGGCGGCAGACGAGGCGAAAGUCGAGCAGCUGCGUGCAGACAAAGCGACGCUGGAGAGGGACGUGACCGCCCUGAAACAGCAGGAGAAGGUUCUCCACGAGGACCACAAAAAGGAAGUGGAGGAGCUUCGAGACAGAGUGCGGCAGGCGGAGGGAGAGCUGGACAAGGCUAGAGAAAGAACCGGAAUCCUCGAACGGCAGGUGGCGGAGCUGCAGCCUUACAAAGACAAAGCCCAGAUGGCAGAGUCGGCCAAGGAGACAGCCCAGGCUCUGGAGCAGCUGACUAAAGAGCACGCUGCGCUGAAGAAACAGUUUGAAGCUUUGAAGCAGCAGAACUCAAAGUAUAAGGAGGAGUUGAGCCUGUCGAAGGAGCAGCUGUGUACGGGGACGCAGCGCAUCGGGAGCCUGUGCAGAGAAAUUGAGGAGCUAAAACUAGCAGCCAAUCAGUCCCACCGGCUGGUGGCUCUGCAGGAGGAGAAGGCAACGUUGGCUCAGGAGUGGGACGUUAGCCGGCAGGAGGGCCAUGUUCACCAGAAGACUGAAGAUGAGCGUUCGGUUGACGCCGGCCAGCUAGAGACAAAGAAGAGGGAGAACUCAAACGCAUCAAUGUCUGACAAGGACAAAGAGCUGGAAACGCUGAGGAAUGAGAUUGCGGUGCUGCGUGGGGAAAACGCUGUGGCCAAAACGCUGCAGGCGGCAGUGAAGUCCCUGGAGAAGGACAAGGCCCAGCUCCAGAGGAGGGUACACAGCCUGGAAGAGAGACUGGAAGGGAGAGAGCCGACACAGGGCGAGGGGGGGACCUCAGGUGAUACAGCUCUGGACCAACUCAGAGAAGAGAAGGAAUUCGCAGAAGGACAGAUCAACUUCCUCAACUCAGUCAUCGUGGACCUUCAGAGGAAGAACGAGGAGCUGAAAGUAAAACUGGAGAAGAUGGUCUUAACGGAGUUUAAUGGAAACGAUGAAAAUGACGGUUUCGGCGGGGAGAGGUCGAAAAAGAAAGCCCCCCCGCGUGUCUUUUGCGACAUCUGCGACUGCUUCGAUUUGCACGACACGGAGGACUGCCCCACCCAGACGCAGUCUCCUGACUCCCCCCCGCACACGACCUACCACGGGAGCAGGGGGGAUGAGCGGCCCUACUGUGACAUCUGUGAGGCGUUCGGUCACUGGACCGAUUCCUGUAACGACGACCAGACCUUCUGA
This is a messenger RNA of Chanos chanos (milkfish), 2892 nucleotides long. It is a transcript of the gene clip1b, whose product is annotated as CAP-GLY domain containing linker protein 1b. Lineage: Eukaryota; Metazoa; Chordata; Actinopteri; Gonorynchiformes; Chanidae. Bases 1 to 2892 code for a protein of 963 amino acids. The transcript is spliced from 20 exons. Gene Ontology annotation, biological process: positive regulation of microtubule polymerization; cytoplasmic microtubule organization. The record is from RefSeq and is a predicted model, not a curated record. Gene Ontology annotation, cellular component: nucleus; microtubule plus-end; cell cortex. Gene Ontology annotation, molecular function: microtubule plus-end binding.